AUGCCUCGCUCGCGGGGCAGGGGCGCCUUGCCCGGUGUCUCCCCUCUAUCGCUGAUCUUCGCGCUUCACUUGCUCGUGCUCUUGCUGAGCGGCAAGGGCUGGGGCGUCCAGGCGGUGCUCGCUCCGCUGAACGAUAUAGACACUGUCUUCGUCUUUGGCGAUUCCUACAGCGAGACGGGCUUCGACCCGUCUAAAGGAUUCGACCCGCUUGCUCAACCCGCCAAGACUACUUCUGCCGGUCCUUCCUGGCCGAUGUACUUCGCCAACAACACCAUCUCGCCCGCUCUCUUCAACCGCACCUUCUCCUUCGCCCGAGGCGGCGCAACCACAUCUCCCGACCGCGUCUAUCCCACCUACCCGAACAUCUCGACGGGGUCGCAAGUUGAUAGUUGGGAGGGCUGGUUCGUGAAUGCUACGACGGAGGGGAAGAAGGCGAGGCCGGUUUGGGACGGGCGGAAGACUUUGUUUGUCGUCUCGUUCGGCCUGAACGACCUCGUCAUCGCCAUGCGGUCGAAAACGCCGCUCCCGACUAUCCUCGAGCCUACCUUCGCCGAGCUCAUGAACCAGACGUCUCGUCUCUACAAGAGCGGCGCACGCCAAUUCCUCUUCCAGCUCAUUCCAGCCUUCCAACACUCUCCUGAAGCCCAACACAGCUUCCCGGACGUCAAUAACGCAGCUGCGCUAGUCGGGACCAACGUCAAGUUGUGGAACGAGCGGGUCAAGGUGUUUGCGGGACAGGUUGCGUCGACGCUUAAGGGGAGCGAGGUCGGUGUUUGGGACGCUUACGGGUUUUGGGAAGAGCUGCUCGCGCACCCGCAGGCCUACGGCUUCCGCAACUCGACCGACUACUGUCCGUCGUACGCCCCGCUCAAGUGGAAGCGCGGGCAGUCGCUCGACUACUACAAGAAGGAUUGCGGCAUUCCCCUGCGCGACUACAUCUGGAUGGACCGGGCGCAUCCGACUUUCACGGUGCACAAGCUGAUUGCCGACUCGCUCGUCAAGGUUCUCUCUCAGCCAGGCGCCUCCGCUACAACGUCCCUGCAUUGCCGCAACUCCAUCGCCGCUUCAUCUCACUCCGACACAACUCACCUCGUCACGCACCACCGCGCUCCGGUCCCCAUCCACCGUCAGCCAUCCGGAAUGAUUCGCCAACUCGUGAGGCGGAAAGACGGCUUCUGGGCGGCGUUGAGGGACCAGGCGGUUGGAAGCGUCGUGGGACCCGCUACGGGCGUUGCGGUGAAGGUGGACUAG
Molecule: messenger RNA, 1251 nt
Organism: Rhodotorula toruloides NP11
Lineage: Eukaryota; Fungi; Basidiomycota; Microbotryomycetes; Sporidiobolales; Sporidiobolaceae
Product: Lipase, GDSL domain containing protein, carbohydrate Esterase Family 16 protein
Exons: 10
Coding region: 1-1251 (416 amino acids)
Molecular function (GO): hydrolase activity, acting on ester bonds
Source: RefSeq, a predicted model, not a curated record